Molecule: messenger RNA, 7328 nt
Organism: Syngnathoides biaculeatus (alligator pipefish)
Lineage: Eukaryota; Metazoa; Chordata; Actinopteri; Syngnathiformes; Syngnathidae
Gene: fgf11b
Product: fibroblast growth factor 11b
Exons: 5
Coding region: 757-1500 (247 amino acids)
Biological process (GO): positive regulation of gene expression; positive regulation of protein phosphorylation; animal organ morphogenesis
Cellular component (GO): cytoplasm
Molecular function (GO): growth factor activity; fibroblast growth factor receptor binding
Source: RefSeq, a predicted model, not a curated record
CUGUGGGAACGGAGCGAUGCCAUCGAGAGGCAGAAGAGGAGUCUCUUUCUACCCGAGUCCAUGUCUCUUCAGUGUUCCCGCAAGCGUCGUCAGCGUGCCGUCUGCCGUUCUACCUCUGGAUUUAAAUCCGCCACGCUACCGCUCGGACUCCCGCAUCUUUGCUGGACUCUGCCGCGUUUAAAGGGGAGGCAAAGUUCCUCCGUGGACUGCACAAAUGACGACAAACGCGUUGGCUUUUCUUGCGUCUUCAAUAGCUUCCUAACGUUAAAAAUGGUUUCACUUUUCUGGAGUGAAAGUCUUUUUAUAUGUGGAAAAUUUUUUUGUAUCGCUUCAAAGUAGGACUAGUUUUUGGCAAUGUGGGAUUUUGAACUUGUCCGCAGAAGGAUUUCCUUUGGUGUUAAAUAUGUGUGAAGAAAACAAGAUCUAUAUCCUCAUCUUCACCCUUUUCCAAAGCCAUCCUUGCUAAACGAUAUCAAAAUGUGACUGUAGCACUUUUUCGUGUAUGAUACUGUGGUGUCAUUGUGACGAGCGUACAUUGGACUGCAGGUGAACUUGAAUCUCUCCCAGUUCUUCCAUCUCUGAGGGAACCCUCCCAACUAAACGGUUCCCUUUUAACCCACUUUGGGUUCCCCUGCGGGGGCUUCGCUACAACCUUUCGUCCUACUCCAGUUUUUGCGCAAAGCAAAACCCACAGCGGCAAAAGGAGGACUGAGAAGGAAGACACCCCCCUCCCAAAGUUGAGAGGGGGGUGGGAAGAUGGCAGCUCUCGCUAGCUCACUCAUUAGACAGAAACGGGCGGUCAAGGACGACCAAACCAAUCGACCGGUGGCCAACAAGCGCAAGCCCUGUCCAAAAAGCAACAAGUCCUUGUGCCAGAAACAGAUCUUGGUUCUCAUCUCCAAAGUAAGACUGUGCGGGGGUCGCAAAGGUCGGAAUGAGAAAAGGCCGGAGCCGCAACUGAAGGGCAUCGUAUCCCGCCUGUACAGCCAACAUGGCUACUACCUACAGAUGCAGCCCGAUGGCACCAUGGACAGCACGAGAGAUGAGAGCAGCUUAUUUUCGCAGUUUAACCUAAUUCCCGUGGGACUGCGGAUUGUGGCAAUCCAGGGUGCAAAGACGGGGCUGUAUCUUGCCAUGAAUAGUGACGGAUACCUCUAUACUUCUGAUCACUUCACUCCGGAGUGCAAGUUCAAGGAGAGCGUGUUUGAGAACUACUACGUCACGUACUCGUCCAUGCUCUAUCGGCAGACCCAGUCUGGACGCUCUUGGUAUAUCGGUAUCAACCGGGACGGCCAGGUCAUGAAAGGGAACCGGGUAAAGAAGAACAAAGGAGCGGCACACUUCCUGCCCAAAGUUAUCGAGGUUGCCAUGUAUAAGGAGCCAUCGCUACAUGAGCUCACAAGUGAGCCUGUGAGUCCUCCGCGCAAGACAACCAAAACAUCCAAUUCCCCGUCCUUGAAAAAUGGAGGGAAAGAAGCUCCCAAGGCCGACGCCUCAUAGCACAGGAGACAGAGGGCAGGUCACAGGGCAACAGGGACAUUUGGAACGCUGUCAGUCGCCCAUCAUGCGCGCAGGACGGCCGGGUGAACGGCCCUCAUGGUCCACUACUCCAGAAGUGCACAAUAAGAUGCUGAGGGAUGAAGGGUGAGCACUCCAUCAGCAGACAACAGAAUGAGAGAGGAUCCCCCCCCACCCCACCACAGAAUGGCUGGCCGAGACCCUGGCCGAAACAAAUUUGAUGCCCCAUCCCGAUGGUUGUCUCCUCACCAGCCCCUUUAAAUUUCCUGAUGCAAAGGCUGCUUCAUUUCUCACUCUUUUGUUUUUUUCCUCCAAUCCCUACGCAGCAUUUGCUCUAUGGCAACAUGACAUUCACCAUUCACGUCUCUGGUUCAUAAUCCCCCAGUCAUGAGCUCGCUUUGGAUCCCGAAAGUUGGUGACCCAGUCGCCCCGCCGGCUUUCCCCGCGCCAUCUGCCGACCGACUCGGCUAAUCAUCAAGGUCAACGAAAGCUCAACAAGAGAUGAAACGGCUCAGAGUCGAGAUGUCAACUGGAAUCGCGGGUCACGUCAGGCCAUCGGAGAGAAAGCGAUGCCAGAGCAUCAGCAAGUCUACGCCUGUAGCCGCCACUAUUUUGUAUCCAUUAUUUUGAAGAAACCUAAAUUAAAUCCACUAGAGUCCCAGAAUACAAAUUAAAACCAUGACUUCCCAGCCUUCUGUAAUAUGGAAAUGUAUCCAUCCAUCCAUCCAUCCAUCCAUCCAUCUUCUGAGGUGCUUAUCCUUAUAAGGGUCAUGGGAGAGUUGCAGCCUAUCCCAGCCAUCAAUGGGCAGGAGGCAGGGUACACCCUGAACUGGUUGCCAGCCAAUCGCAGAGCACAUAGAGACAGACAACAGUCGCACUCACAAUCAUACUUUGGGCUAAUUUACAGUUUCCAGUGAAUGUUUUUGGGAUGUGAGAGGAAAGCGGGGCACGGGAAGAACACGCAAACUCCGCACAGGCGGGGUUGGGAUUUGAACCCCACACCUUAGAACAGUGAGGCCAACGAUCUAACCAGAUGCUCCACCGUGCCGCUAACGUGGAAAUAUGAAUAAAUUGCAAUAAAACCAUCCACCAAUCUUCUAAAUACAACCCACGGGUUCUGAAAUCAGAGUCAUCGAUAAGUUAAUAAGCAAAAAAAUAUAUAGUUCUUGCUCAAGAAGCCAGGGCAUACUGUAGGUCCUGAAAAAAGAAAUGAAAAAUGACUGAGACAAGAGAAUAGCGAACGCCUUUCCAACCUCCUCCUCAUCAGGUGAUCACUUAUCGUUAGAGCAAGCUCAAAGGCUACACAUGAACAAGCGCGUCAUAUUUUCAAUCCAGUGCGGAUCAGAAGCCAGUCAUGUGAAAACGAGCUGAGAGGCGCACAUCUCACUCGGCAUCUGCUGUCAGCAGAAAGCCGUGUUUGAAGGCAAACAUCAAAGCCGGAGGAGCCUCUGAGCAGGAGCACUUGUUAUUCUGACGAUGUCUGGCAGCUUAUCCGUGUGCUCCGCGUUCUCAAAUCACCUUGGAAGAAUCGCCCUCAAAAAAUGGAGCUGUCUGAGUGGAUGUCUUGGUGUGACUGUGUCGUAACCCUGGCGUGUGGACGGCGUUGACUCUGCGCUGACGCUUUAAGCGUCUGUGUAGAGGAAAAGAGAUACUGCAGGUAACCUUAACCGUGUCAUUCAGAAACAACGCAAUGUAGGGCGGCGGGAGAAUUUCGAUCAACUGUUUACAUCUGAGAGCACACACAUACACACAAGGUAAUACAUUAACCACCACCACCCGCUUUUUUUGGGCUCGCUAUAGAAAUUAUAAGACAAUUUUAAAUAAAUAUGCAAUGACCUCGUGCCAGUCUGAAAAUUUUAAAAGAUUCUGUCACACAUGCAAGCUACUUUGCUUGGAUACCAUCAGCAAACAUACAAAACAGUGCUAAGAAUGGCAAUAUCAUAACUAUGGCCACAAAAAUAUACAUGAGCUUGCCCCCCCCCCAAAAAAAAACCAUACAAAUAAGUAAGCCCUUACACACACACACAAAACAGUGGAUUGUACGUAUUUAAUCACUUGGAAAAAACGCCAAUUUAAUUGAGAUUCUACAGCCAAAGAUAAUGUUUUAUGCAACGUAUACGUUCAACGUGUUUCCAGAUGGUGCUGUGGCAGGACUUGACAUCGUUUUCUUUUCUUCUCGACUCGUUGUGAUAACGGAACGGGUUAGUGAAUUGGAGGCUUUGAACUAUAAAUGCGAUGUACAGAGUCUGAAACCGUGUUGGAUUGUAAAAACAUGCGCUGUACAUGCAGUAGAUGCACGAAAGAAGCCGUUAGCGAGGGAAAGAGGCCAUGCAAGUUCUCGAGGAAUCCUGCUAAGGAAUUUCUUCAUCAGGCAUGCGAGAUGUUUUGUCAGGGAUGCACGAAGAGGCAUGAAAAUAUCAUAAUGAACGCAGGACAAACAGCACGUCUGGCACUGUGAGUUAUUUAUGACAGGGACUUUAUGGAUGAAAUGGGUUGGAGCGCUCUUCAUAUUUCAGUGGCGUUUGCCGUUUUGAGUUUCAAGGAGAAAUUGAGUCAUAUUUUCACAUACAAAAAGGGAAACGCCAAUCAUCGCCGCUUAGUUCCUGUAUAGCAAUAAUUUAUUUUUCCAAAUAGAGAGUAGACGUGUUCUGCAAUGUUUUUUUUAAAGGUUUAUUUAGCUGUGACUCUGGCAAAAAUAGCGCAUCUUAUGAUUUUCUCAGACAUGCGUAUCCUUAUUGUCUUUAUGAAGCACUAGUAAAAAAAAAAAAAAAAAGCCCUUGAUGCUCAUAAUGCUGACAAAAGUCCCUCGCAAGUUGUCAAGAGAGCAAAACUACACGUAGACAGACGGCACAUAGAAUGUUGAAAAAAAAGAUUGUUAUUGAAUGUGAAGUACAGAAUGCAGUAUAAAGGAAGUCAGUGAAUUUGCAAGUAUUUCCAUGAAAGGUUAGCGCAAUUGGAGUUUUCAAAAAAACCAAAAGGUUUGUUUGCAAAGUCCGUUGAUUAAAAGUUGGCAAAGUGCAAGACAGAGCAGAGGAGAAAAACAAAGGGCAUGGGAAACAAUGAUCGAUAGAUUCAAUGAAACCCAAACAAGAGACUUGUGAUGGUUGCAAAAAUGACUUGAAGGUCUGGCAGAGACAGCAAAAUCCAUUUGUUCAUGAAGAACUCAGAGACCAUGUGAAGAGAACACACACACACACACACACACACACACACACACAAAAAAGACUUUUGCUUGUUUCUGCAGAGCAAUAAAAAACGUGCUCCUGACUGCAUUUCCUUUGAUUAUGAACAACAUGACGAGACAGACGAUCUUUUAGCACAUAUAAAGUGAGGCGAGAUGCUUCAACCAAACCACCCCCGCGACUCGGAUCCCUUGAAGAGUAAUUGACUAUGCAAGCCCUGGACAGCACUUGAAACAUGAAAACAUUAACUUAGCAUCCCAAAGGAUGACAACCCACGAGCCACUGACGGCUUCCGGACGAUAAAGAACGUGAAAUUGCUGUUAAAGUAGCCGUGAGGAACAAUUGAGUUGUUGGACUUUCAAACGCUUGCGGUUAAUAAAAGUCAUAACUGCAUUCCCCAAAAACAGAGAGAGAGUAAUAAAUAAAUGAAAAUAAUUCCACCUUGAAAUAAGCAUCGCAAUGCAACAAGAGCACGUCAAUAGGUAAAAAAAAAAAAAAAAAAAAUCCCAAAGAUUCAGAACCUAUUAUAUAUUCAAGUAAGAUUACUAAAAAAAUUGUUGAUGAAUAAUCGCAGCAUAGACUGAACCCAUUACACUCGAAAGAAAACGAACAUAAUCCGGUAAGUAAUUUGGAGCCGUACGUUUCGCCUUCACCCGAUGAUAUUUUUGAUUUACACUGCAAUAAGAUAUUCAGAGAACGAUGCACCUUGGGACUUCACUGACUGACUCUUCCGAGGCUGUAAAAUGAUUGUAGUUGUUCCGUAUCCGCAAGGGCAAAAACUCACGCCGUCGCUCUGCAAAGCGCAAAAAUGUUUGCUUUGCUGCAGGUGGCCGCAUUAACUGCCGCGUGUUCUGUCUGUUUGCAAAAAAAUAUACAUAUUUAAAUGUCAGCAUACAUGGACGUCUGUGUACAACUAGCUCCCUCUAAUGGAAAUAACUGUUCGAUUUUCCCAAUUACUUACACAUCUCCGAUCAAAAUUUGAUAGCUAUUGAUUGCAUUUUGCGAUAAUAUGUAUGAUCUCGCAGUCAUCCAAAUGAAUCGCCGCGUUACACCCCUUCUGAAUAAUUUGUCAAUGUCAACACAAAGGUUAUUUCCGGUUUUCUAGUCAGCAUGUUGAAGAGAAAGUUAUGUGCAUACAUUAAAUGCAAAAAUCUCAAUUUUACAACCACUGGCUGAGGUAACAAAAUGAAUGAAUCCUCCAGUCGAGAAAACGACUCCAGUCUUUGUGUUUGAGAGAGACGUCGAUUUAUUUUGAUUGAAGGUUCCCAUGAAGAAAUCUUGCUCCAUUUUGUCUUCCUGGUUUAUGUAAAUGGUGAGGAUGAGUCACUAAUCCUCCUCACUCCGGUGGGAAAGGAGAAUAUGAGCAUGGAUUACGACUGAUGAAAGCAAAAAAAAAAAAAAAAAAAAAACUACCUAAAAUUUACACUGACUUCAUAUCUUGAAAUUGACCGUCUUUGGACAGAAUAUUGCUUCGCAGUCCUUUUGUUGAUUUCUCUUUGAAUGAGGAGAGUUUCUGACACAGGAAAAGGUGAGAUCCGACGUGGUCUUCAUAAACUAUUUGGCAGUGUGCUUUUAGAUAAAAAAUGUUCUAUCAUAUUAAAUGUAUGCUAUGUCAAUUAUGUAUACUGUACAGUAUGAGUAGUGUACUAUGUCAAGUUCUGUUUACAACUCUUGGUAUGUAUUGUCUGUUGUUUUUUAUUUAUUUAUUGUGUUUCAUUUCCAGUAUGAAGUCCUCUAACAAAGCAGAGGGAUUCUUCCUCUUCAAAUCUGAUCUCUUUUUGGCGGUUUUUUAAUUUUUUGGGGGUCUUUGGUUCGCAUUGACGCAUCUUUACAAAUGUCUACCCUUCAUUGCCUCCUGUGUGACCAAGUUUUAUGUUUGUGAAAGAUGUACUCAAGUGAAAACUGAAGGGGGGGGGGGGGGGGGAUGACCAAAGCUCACAUGUGUCCUGUCAAAACCAACAAUGACCUUUCUGGGCUCACAGUUCUGGUCACGCACGUCUUCCAAAAAGUUUCCGUAAACUACUCCCCCCCCCCAUCUCUCUCUUUCCCUCACCCCCUCCCUCUCUCGCACUCAAGGCCAUCUUCUCGUCUUCCAAAAAAAAAAAAAAAACGGACAUUUUCAGCAAAAGAAGCAAGCUGAUUUAAAGCCAUAAAGGAACGUGGGUGGGCCUUGGCAUUGAACGGCCAAAGAGAGUGAAGGUCUGGAUCUGUAGGCACCUACGGAUUUAGUCACAUGGUGGACUCCAAAUCAAGCAACAACAACAACAAAAAAUGGCUCCUUUUUAAAAAAAAAAAAAAAAAAACAAUUCCACAGAAAUUACAACCAGCAAUAUGCAAUGGGAACUUUGGACCAGUUUGGAAUCAAGGAUGUGGAAAUUUAACAGGGGAUUGAACUGAAAUGGAUUUGCUAUGGCAAUCUUUAGUCUGCAAUAAUAAUUACUGUGUCUAGAAAGACAAAAAAAUGAUUUUUUUUUCCUUGCAAAGUAUGUCUCUGUGGUUUGACUCUUCAGGGAUGAUCCCUCCCAGUAUCUACAGACACAACCCCCCCCCUCCUCCUCCUCCCCGAUUUACCCUCUCGAAUAACCCGAUGUUCCGUCAAACGUGUGUACAUAUACAGUGUCUGUACAA